AUGUCGUCCAAGAAGCCCACCGGUAAGACCCAGCGCUCGGCCAUCGCCGACGUUGUCGCCCGCGAGUACACCAUCCACAUGCACAAGCGCAUGCACGGUGUCACCUUCAAGAAGAGGGCUCCUCGCGCCAUCAAGGAGAUCAAGGAGUUCGCUUACAAGGCGAUGGGUACCACCGAUGUCCGCAUCGACCCCCAGCUCAACAAGAAGGUCUGGGAGCAGGGUGUCAAGGGCGUUGCCUACCGUCUCCGUGUCCGUAUCUCGCGCCGCCGUAACGACGAGGAGGGCGCCAAGGAGAAGCUCUACAGCUACGUCCAGGCCGUCAACGUGAAGAACCCCAAGGGUCUCCACACCGUUGUCGUUGAGGAGUAA
This is a messenger RNA of Neurospora hispaniola, 369 nucleotides long. RefSeq names its product 60S ribosomal protein L31. Gene Ontology annotation, cellular component: ribosome; cytosolic large ribosomal subunit. The record is from RefSeq and is a predicted model, not a curated record. The transcript is spliced from 3 exons. NCBI's taxonomy places the organism in Eukaryota, Fungi, Ascomycota, Sordariomycetes, Sordariales, Sordariaceae. Gene Ontology annotation, biological process: cytoplasmic translation. Bases 1 to 369 code for a protein of 122 amino acids. Gene Ontology annotation, molecular function: structural constituent of ribosome.